AUGUAACAUCAAGUCAAGGCAAACAGCGACAUUAUCACAAAAAAAUACGAGGAAAAGAAUAUCGUGUUUUUUUAUAUCGGUUCGGUUGGAGGUUAACAAAAUAUUAAAUUGUGAGUCGGAACCUGCUGGUCCCCAGGUCAACCUGAUGAGUAUGAGCCUGACUACAGAACCCCCUAAUGAUGUUCCCGCUGUUAAAGAAGAAAGCAAAAUGACCGCGGUCCCUGAAAAGAAGGACAAGAAGCCAGAGGAUGUGGCAGAGGAAGAGGAGGAGGAGGAAGAAUAUGUGGUGGAAAAGGUCCUGAAUCGGCGGGUGGUGAAAGGGAGAGUAGAUUAUCUUCUCAAGUGGAAAGGCUUCUCUGAGGAAGACAACACCUGGGAGCCAUCGGACAAUCUGGAUUGUCCAGAUUUGAUUGCAGAAUUCCUGCAGUCCCAGAAAACAGCACAGGACGUGAAGAGAAAGGCGGCCGGAGACGCAGAAGGAGACGACAGUAAGACGAAGAAGAAAAAAGACGAUACAGAGAAGCUAAGGGGCUUUGCUCGAGGGUUGGAUCCAGAGAGGAUUAUUGGUGCCACAGACUCCACAGGAGAACUCAUGUUCCUCAUGAAAUGGAAAAACUCAGAUGAAGCUGACCUGGUGCCGGCGAAGGAGGCCAACAUGAAGUGUCCGCAGGUGGUCAUCUCUUUCUAUGAGGAGAGACUUACAUGGCACUCGUAUCCCACCGAAGACGAGAAAAAAGAGGAGAAAAUCUAACACAGGGCCAGGGGUGAGGGGGAAAAAGAGAAAUUGUAGUUUUGAAUGUUAUUGUACUUUUGAGAAGGGAUUUGUGGGGGUUCAAAUGGAGGGGGGAGGGGGGCCAAAACAAGCAAGACUCCAUUGAAUGCGUCUUGAUGUAUCACUCAUUGGAUUCUACUUUUAUUCAGAUAUGAACGAUCUGUAAAUAUAAGCUUUAGGUUUGCUUGACAAAUCCAAAGUGAAAUGUAAAACGCAAUGUUAUUUUUCAGUAUUGGCAGAGAAUAUUCACUUUCGUUUUCUUGAAAAAAAAAAACCAUAGGGUCCAGUGCUCGGUCAUCUUGCUAUGCCAUUGUGUCAGUGAGGUGAUGUUUUGAUUUCAUUCGUGUGCCCUUUUAAAUAUUUUAACUUCAUUUUGAGUCAAUCCUGGCUGUUUUAUAAGGACUUGUUUGGUGUACGGUUACAAACUCUUUUCAGUGAUUCAUUUGUAAUCUUUAAAGUGUUUAUCAUGUUAAGUCUUGUCGGUUUUGGAAAAUAAACCCCUUUUUGUUACUUUGGUGGUGUCGCUAAAACAGGAUUAUUACCGUAUCUUAUAUUAAAUGCAGAGAGCCAACGCUAAUGUCUUAAAAUCUCUU
Molecule: messenger RNA, 1365 nt
Organism: Trematomus bernacchii (emerald rockcod)
Lineage: Eukaryota; Metazoa; Chordata; Actinopteri; Perciformes; Nototheniidae
Gene: cbx1b
Product: chromobox homolog 1b (HP1 beta homolog Drosophila)
Exons: 6
Coding region: 146-751 (201 amino acids)
Biological process (GO): chromatin organization; negative regulation of transcription by RNA polymerase II
Cellular component (GO): nucleus; pericentric heterochromatin
Molecular function (GO): chromatin binding
Source: RefSeq, a predicted model, not a curated record